GAUUUUGCUAACCUUAUGCUCCUGCUAAUCUCAUCAUUGAUUCUCAAAUUCGGCGCUUACACCGAAAGGGAAAGUGCUCUCAGCCGGUGCCGUAUUUCUUCCGUGCAUCAAGCAUAAGAAUCAGAGGAGAAUUGUAGAAGGAUCAAAUGGCUGAAACUAGUAUCUCUGAGUCAGAAACUGCAACCAAAUCUCAACUUAUAUACCGGUGUAAGAAAUGCAGAAGAAUUGUUGCUUCAGAGGAUAUUAUAGUUCCCCAUGAGCGUGGAAAAGGAGAAUCAAGCUUCAAGUGGAGUAAGAGAAACAGCGAAUCCUGGGAUAAUAAAAAACAACCAGCUGAUUGCACCUCAAUAUUUGUUGAGCCCAUGAAAUGGAUGCAACCAGUACAAGAAGGUCAAGUGGAGGAGAAGCUUGUGUGUAUGGGUUGUAAAGCUCGUUUAGGUUACUUCAACUGGGCUGGCUUGCAGUGCAGCUGUGGAGCCUGGAUCAAUCCUGCUUUUCAGCUCCAAAAAAGCAAAUUAGAUGAGUGUUAUAUGUAACUCAUUCAUUUUCCAAAAACCAGAGCUCGAAAAAUGCAUGUUACUAUCUUUUUUAUUUUUAUGAACAAUGGCUGCUUAGUUUGGAAGAUUGUCUUCUACCUGUUUUACCUUUUCAAACUAGAGAUGAUUAGGGUGCAUUUGGAUGGGUUUGUGAAGUCCUAACAUGGACCAAUGUAUGGCAUAGGCACUAGUGUGUAUGGAAGGAAAAAGUUAUGAAAUUAACCUGCAACAUAUUCAUAAGUCGUUUUUCAGUUUAAUUUCAAUAA
This is a messenger RNA of Vicia villosa (hairy vetch), 802 nucleotides long. Its product is annotated as probable inactive dual specificity protein phosphatase-like At4g18593. The transcript has 3 exons. Lineage: Eukaryota; Viridiplantae; Streptophyta; Magnoliopsida; Fabales; Fabaceae. The record is from RefSeq and is a predicted model, not a curated record. Bases 147 to 536 code for a protein of 129 amino acids. Gene Ontology annotation, molecular function: protein tyrosine/serine/threonine phosphatase activity. Gene Ontology annotation, biological process: protein dephosphorylation.